AUGUCCGACGCCGAUAUUGAAGCUGUCCGGCGGCUCCAGGCGGAGCGCAAUGCUGCUGCCGCUGGCAAGAAAGGUUCUAGGACCUUUGAUCCGUCCGGUCAACGCACUGACAAUUCGACCAAGGCCUCCCUUACCGAAUCCUUCGAUACGACUCUGUACGAACGGGAAGGGGCGGACAGGUUUACCGGCUACGACACCUCUAUCGCUGUAAACGGUGACGAUGAAGAGAUGGAAGAUGCGAACGGCGGCCACAGCUUGGUUGGUCAGUAUACCGCAACCCGCAGUCAGAUCGAUGAGAUGGCACAGGGAAAUGGUGUUGAAGAGGAGGAUAUUCUUCUGGGCCGCGAGAAGGCCGCGCGCAUCGCCGACCGCGAGACCGACUAUCAAAAGCGCCGAUUCGACCGCGGUGGUCUGACUCCGACGCGCGCCGACCCUUUUGCUGCCAACGCGAACGCACAUGCGGAUGAAAAUGGCCAGACCUACCGAGAGGUCAUGGCUUUGCGAGAAAUCGAGAAGGAAGAAGAGCGUGUCCAGAAGCUGAUUGCCGAGAAGCGUGAGCGUGGCGAGGAUGUCUCCGAGCGUCAGGCUACUCUGAAGAUGAUGGAAAGCGACAAGGAGAGUGCAGAGGCUGGAUCAACUGCUGAUGCUGAUGCUGAUGCAUCCGCUAGCAGAAAACGCAAGAAGCGCUGGGACGUUGCUUCUGAAGCUGCUGCUGGGCCAGAAGGCGAGCAGGCUGAGGCGAAAACCAAGAGGUCCCGAUGGGACGAGACACCCGCACCAGGAGCCGCUGAAGAUGGAUCCAAGCGCCGCUCGAGAUGGGAUCAAGCACCAUCGCUCACAGCAGCAACCCCCGUUGGCAACGACGGCCUUUCCACUCCUAUGCACCCGUCCCAGGGAGGAGCGGCUAUGAUUCCCACAAGCUUCGGAACUGACUUGAGCGGUCGGAAUGCCCCGUGGUCUGAUGAGGAACUUGACAUGAUGCUGCCUACCGAGGGCUACAAGAUCUUGGAUCCCCCUCCGGGUUACGCACCAAUCCGGAACCCGGCGCGGAAGAUGAUGGCGACGCCGGCGCCUAUGAGUGGUGCCGGUGGAGUUGGAGGUUUCAUGAUGCAAGAGCCUGAGAGCGUCCGCUCCAUGGGCAAGGAGCUUCCUACCGAUAUCCCAGGUGUUGGCGAUCUGCAGUUCUUCAAGCCAGAGGAUAUGGCCUACUUCGGGAAGCUGAUGGAGGCUGGUGACGAGAGCUCCAUGACUGUCGAGGAAAUGAAAGAGCGAAAGAUCAUGCGAUUGCUGCUCAAGGUCAAGAAUGGCACACCACCCAUGCGAAAGACGGCAUUGAGACAGCUUACCGACAAUGCCCGAAACUUCGGAGCCGGUCCUCUUUUCAACCAGAUUCUUCCUUUGCUCAUGGAGAAGUCCUUGGAGGAUCAGGAACGUCACUUGCUGGUAAAGGUCAUUGAUCGAGUGCUCUACAAGCUGGACGACUUGGUCCGGCCUUAUGUCCAUAAGAUUUUGGUCGUCAUUGAGCCACUGCUCAUUGAUCAAGACUACUAUGCCCGUGUGGAAGGUCGAGAAAUUAUCUCCAACCUUUCCAAGGCUGCUGGUCUCGCCACCAUGAUCAGCACAAUGCGACCUGAUAUCGACCAUGUCGACGAGUAUGUCCGAAACACCACCGCCCGAGCCUUCGCCGUUGUGGCCUCUGCCCUCGGUAUCCCGGCUCUCCUCCCCUUCCUUCGUGCGGUGUGUCGCAGUAAGAAGUCCUGGCAGGCUCGUCACACCGGUGUCAAGAUCGUUCAACAAAUCCCUAUCUUAAUGGGCUGCGCCAUUCUCCCGCAUCUUAAGGGCCUUGUUGACUGCAUUUCGGACAACCUGAGCGAUGAACAGGCUAAGGUCAGAACUGUUACCGCCCUGGCCGUGGCUGCUUUGGCCGAAGCCGCCAACCCCUACGGUAUUGAGAGCUUUGACGAGAUUCUGAACCCUCUAUGGACUGGGGCCCGCAAACAGCGCGGUAAGGGUCUUGCUGCAUUCUUGAAGGCUGUUGGCUACAUUAUUCCCCUCAUGGACGAGGAAUAUGCCAACUACUAUACUAGUCAGAUCAUGGAGAUUCUUCUCCGAGAAUUCUCGUCUCCCGACGAGGAGAUGAAGAAGGUUGUUCUGAAAGUGGUGUCACAGUGCUCAAGCACAGAUGGUGUGACCGCUGGCUACCUCAAGGAACACGUCUUGACCGACUUCUUCAAAAGCUUCUGGGUCAGGCGCAUGGCACUCGAUCGGCGAAACUACCGCCAGGUGGUGGACACUACUGUCGACCUGGGCCAGAAAGUUGGAGUUGGUGAGAUCUUGGAGCGGGUCGUCAACAACCUGAAGGACGAAAGCGAGCCCUACCGCAAAAUGACCGUCGAAACAGUUGAGAAGCUGAUUGCCUCGCUGGGAGCGGCGGAUAUCUCUGAGCGGUUGGAGGAGAGACUCAUCGAUGGUGUCCUUUACGCAUUCCAGGAGCAAAGCAUCGAGGAUAUUGUCAUCCUAAACGGCUUCGGUACUGCGGUUAAUGCUCUGGGCACACGCUGCAAGCCAUACCUUCCACAGAUCGUCAGUACUAUCCUGUGGCGGUUGAACAACAAGUCUGCUACGGUUCGACAACAGGCAGCAGACCUCAUUUCGCGCAUUGCGAUGGUCAUGAAGCAGUGUGGUGAGGACGCCCUCAUGGGCAAGCUCGGUAUUGUGCUUUACGAAUACCUGGGUGAAGAGUACCCUGAGGUGCUGGGUUCAAUCUUGGGUGCUCUGCGCUCCAUCGUCACCGUGGUCGGUAUCAACCAGAUGCAACCACCCAUUCGCGACCUUCUGCCCCGACUCACUCCCAUCCUGCGAAACCGUCACGAGAAGGUGCAGGAGAAUACCAUUGACCUAGUCGGUCGUAUCGCCGACCGUGGCCCCGAGUCCGUCAACGCCCGUGAAUGGAUGCGUAUUUGCUUCGAGCUGCUGGAUAUGUUGAAAGCCCACAAGAAGGGCAUUCGUCGAGCAGCCAACAACACCUUCGGCUUCAUCGCCAAGGCCAUCGGUCCCCAAGAUGUGCUUGCUACCCUCCUCAACAACCUCCGUGUCCAGGAGCGUCAGUCCCGUGUCUGUACAGCCGUCGCGAUCGGUAUCGUCGCCGAGACUUGCGCUCCCUUCACCGUCCUCCCGGCCUUGAUGAAUGAGUACCGCGUGCCCGAGCUCAACGUGCAAAACGGUGUUCUCAAAGCCAUGUCCUUCUUGUUCGAGUACAUCGGCGAGAUGGCCAAGGACUACGUCUACGCCGUCACCCCCCUGCUCGAGGAUGCGCUCAUCGACCGAGACCAAGUCCACCGACAAACCGCCGCCAGCGUAGUCAAGCACAUUGCGCUCGGUGUCGUCGGUCUCGGCUGCGAGGAUGCCAUGCUCCAUCUCCUCAACCUGAUCUUCCCCAACAUCUUCGAAACUAGCCCUCACGUCAUCGACCGAAUUAUUGAAGCCAUCGACGCAAUCCGCAUGUCUGUCGGUACCGGUGUGGUCAUGAACUACGUAUGGGCAGGCUUGUUCCACCCAGCUCGUAAGGUGCGCACGCCUUAUUGGCGCCUGUACAAUGAUGCCUACGUGCAGGGAGCCGACGCGAUGGUCCCCUACUACCCGGGCUUGGAGGAUGAUGGCAUGGACCGGCCGGAGUUGUUUAUUAUCGUCUAA
Penicillium cinerascens is the source of this 3693-nucleotide messenger RNA. Its product is annotated as U2 snRNP complex subunit HSH155. The transcript has 2 exons. The record is from RefSeq and is a predicted model, not a curated record. Gene Ontology annotation, molecular function: mRNA binding. Gene Ontology annotation, biological process: spliceosomal complex assembly. Bases 1 to 3693 code for a protein of 1230 amino acids. Lineage: Eukaryota; Fungi; Ascomycota; Eurotiomycetes; Eurotiales; Aspergillaceae. Gene Ontology annotation, cellular component: catalytic step 2 spliceosome; U2 snRNP; U2-type prespliceosome.